Messenger RNA from Lontra canadensis (Northern American river otter), 5545 nucleotides. RefSeq names its product kielin cysteine rich BMP regulator (gene KCP). The record is from RefSeq and is a predicted model, not a curated record. The transcript has 41 exons. The coding region runs from base 50 to 5353 and encodes 1767 amino acids. Gene Ontology annotation, molecular function: protein binding. Lineage: Eukaryota; Metazoa; Chordata; Mammalia; Carnivora; Mustelidae.
CCCCCGGCGACUGCUGAGCCGCGACCACAGACAGCGAGGCGGAGCGAGCAUGGCGGGGCCCAGGGCCGCCCUGCUGCCCCUCGUCCUGCAGCUCACCAUCCUGGCCCAGGUCUCGGUGACCGGCGGAGGUGGGGUCAUCCUCAGGGAGCCCCCUCAGCUUGCGGACAUCCACGACUCCGGGCAGCAGGAGCCAGCCCACCCCUUAGCCCCUGCUGGGGCCCCUCAGGAGCAGGGGCGCCUCCUGGAGGAACGGCUGGGAAGGCUGGAGGCCCAAAUGAUAGCACUCAGAGAGCAGAACAAGGAGCUGGAGGCCAGGGUGAGGCAGCUGGAGUCUUGUGAAUGUCGUCCGCCUUCUGCUCAGUGCUGGGGACUGGGGCGGGCCUGGCCCGAGGGUGCUCGCUGGGAGCCUGAGCCCUGCACAGCCUGUGUCUGCCGGGAGGGGGCUGCGCUCUGUGAGCCCAAGCCCGGGCUGCCCCGUUGCCGUGGCUGCAGCCACAAUGGUCAGGCCUAUCGCAAUGGCGAGACCUUCUUCCCGGACGCCUGCACCACCUGCCACUGCCUGGAAGGAGCAAUAACCUGUACCCAGAAGCCAUGCCCAAGGGAACCCUGCCCAGAGCCAGGAGCGUGCUGUCCGGACUGUGAGCCAGGCUGCCCUGGAGGCCACAGGGCUGGGGAAACGUGGCACCCAGAGCCCUGUGUCAUCUGCACCUGCCAGGCUGGGACCAUGCGGUGCCAGGGACCCUCGUGCUCGGAGCUCAACUGCCUGGAGAGCUACACCCCUCCUGGGGAGUGCUGCCCCGUGUGCCGGCCAGGCUGUGAAUAUGAGGGCCACUCCUACGAAGACGGGGCCAGCUUCCUGUCCAACUCCAACCCUUGUCUCCAGUGCUCCUGCCUGGUGAGUGCCCUCCCCCCACUUGGUCCAGGCCCUGCUCCUCCUUAUUCAACCCCUGCCCCUACCUUGGGCCACACCUGCUGCUCUUUCAUCCCCUCACGUACCUUCCAAGACCUGUUGCCGGUGAGGUUCCCCUCCAUCCUGGCCCUGUGGCCCGUCCCCCAAGGGUGUCAGACACCUGCCCACCCCGUCCUCUCUGGGAGCCAGCCCCGGGCCUGGCUGCUUCUCAUAGCUCUCGGUGCGUUACAGAGCGGCCUGGUUCGCUGCAUGCCCGUGAGGUGUCCGCCCAGCUCCUGCCCUGAGCCGGUUCCCAGGCCCGGGCACUGCUGCCCAACCUGCCAAGGCUGCACGGAAGGUGGUUCUCACUGGGAGCACGGACAAGAGUGGACUGCCCCUGGGGACCCCUGCCGGAUCUGCCAGUGCCUGGAGGGCCACAUUCAGUGCCGCCAGCGAGAGUGUGCCAGCCUGUGCCCAUACCCUGCGCGGCCCCUGCCAGGCACCUGCUGCCCACUGUGCGAUGGCUGUUUCCUAAAUGGGCGGGAGUACCGCCGAGGAGAGCUGGUGGGCUCUGGAGACCCCUGCUCGCACUGCCGUUGCGCUAACGGGAGCGUCCAGUGCGAGCCUCUGCCCUGUCCUCCUGUGCCCUGCAGACACCCAGGCAGGAUCCCUGGGCAGUGCUGCCCAGUGUGUGAUGGCUGCGAGUACCAGGGACACCAGUAUCAGAGUGAGGAGACCUUUAGACUCCAAGAGAGUGGGCGCUGUAUCCGCUGCUCCUGCCAGGCUGGCGAGGUCUCCUGUGAGGAGCAGGAGUGCCCGGUUGCCCCCUGUGCAAUGCCUGCCUCUGGCCCCCAACUCUGCCCAGCUUGUGUGCUUGAUGGAGAGGAGUUUGCUGAGGGGGUCCAGUGGGAGCCUGAUGGUCAGCCUUGCACAGCCUGCUCCUGUCAUGAUGGCGUGCCCAUGUGUGGGGCGGUGCUUUGCUCCCCAGCCCUCUGCCAGCACCCUACCCAGCCCCCUGGUUCUUGCUGCCCCAGCUGUGAGAGCUGCACCUACCAUGGCCAAGUGUAUGCCAACGGGCAAAACUUCACAGACGCAGAUAGCCCUUGCCACACCUGCCACUGCGAGGAGGGGACUGUGAGGUGCUCCUUGGUUGACUGCCCUCCCACAACUUGUGCCAGGCCCCAGAGUAGACCCGGCCAGUGCUGUCCCAGGUGCCCAGACUGCAUCCUGGAGGAACAAGUAUUUGUGGAUGGAGAGAGCUUCUCCCACCCCCGAGACCCCUGCCAAGAGUGCCAGUGUCGGGAAGGCCAUGCCCGUUGCCAGCCUCGGGUCUGCCCCCCUGCCCCCUGUGCCCACCCACUGCCUGGUUCCUGCUGCCAGAGCAACUGCAACGGCUGUGCCUUUGGUGGGAAAGAGUACCCCAAUGGAGCCGACUUCCCCCACCCCUCUGACCCCUGCCGGCAGUGUCGCUGUCUGGGCGGCAGCAUGCAGUGCCUCACCCGCCGCUGCCCUCCGCUGCCCUGUCCAGAGCCGGUCCUGCUGCCCGAAGAGUGCUGCCCCCAGUGCCCCGCCAUCUCCUCAGGCUGCCCGCGGCCGGGGGGCGGGGUCCCUGCCCGCCACCUGGAGCACUUCUCCCUGCCUGAAGACCCCUGCCACCGCUGCCUCUGCCUCGACGGCUCCGUGUCCUGCCAGCGGCUGCCCUGCCCACCUGUGCCCUGCGCCCACCCGCGCCAGGGACCCUGCUGCCCCUCCUGCGAUGGCUGCCUGUACCAGGGGAAGGAGUUUGCCAGUGGGGAGCGCUUCCCCUCACCCAGCGCCUCGUGCCACGUCUGCCUCUGCUGGGAGGGCAGCGUCCGCUGUGAACCCAGGGCCUGUGCCCCUGCUCAGUGCCCCUUUCCUGACAGGGGUGACUGCUGCCCUGUCUGUGAAGGCUGUGAGUAUCUGGGGGAGACCUACCUGAGCAGCCAGGAGUUCCCAGAUCCCCGAGAGCCCUGCAAUCUGUGUACUUGCCUCGGAGGCUUCGUGACUUGUGGCCGCCAGCCCUGCGAGCCCCUAGGCUGCAGCCACCCACUCACUCCGGCUGGACACUGCUGCCCGACCUGCCAGGGAUGCCUCUAUCAUGGAGUCACUGCAGCCCCUGGAGAGACCCUUCCUGACCCACUUGACCCCGGCUGCUCCCUCUGCACCUGCCAGGAAGGUUCUGUGCAGUGCCAGAAGAAGCCCUGUCCUCCAGCUCUCUGCCCCCAUCCCUCUCCAGGACCCUGCUUCUGCCCUGUUUGCCACAGCUGCUUCUCCCAGGGCCAGGAGCACCAGGACGGGGAAGAGUUCGGGGGGCCCCCAGGCAGCUGUGAGUGGUGUCGGUGUCAGGCCGGCCGGGUCAGCUGUGCGCGGCUGCCGUGCCCUCCUCUGUCCUGCCCGCUCCAGGUCACGGAGCCAGGCAGCUGCUGCCCUCGCUGCAGAGGCUGCCUGGCUGGUGGGGAGGAGCACCCUGAAGGCAGUAGCUGGGUGGACCCCCAGAGCCCCUGCUCCUCCUGCAUGUGUCAUGAUGGCGUCGUGACCUGUGCCCGCCUCCAGUGUGUCAGCUCCUGCGCCCGGCCCCACCAAGGGCUCAAUGACUGCUGCCCUCGAUGCUCUGACUGUGAGCAUGAGGGCCGCAAGUAUGAACCAGGGGAGAGCUUCCAGCCUGGGACAGACCCCUGUGAAGUGUGCAUCUGUGAGCUGCAGCCUGAGGGACCCCCCAGCAUUCAGUGUCAUCGACGGCAGUGUCCCAGCCUGGUGGGCUGUCCCACCAGCCAGCUCCUGCCCCCUGGGCCCCAGCACUGCUGCCCCACCUGUGCCCAGGCACUGAGUAACUGCACAGAAGGCCUGCUGGGCUCUGAGUUGGCCCCGCCUGACCCUUGCUACACCUGCCAGUGCCAGGACCUGACAUGGCUCUGCGUUCACCGGGCCUGUCCCGAGCUCAGCUGUCCCCUGUCAGAGCGCCAUACCCCCCCUGGGAGCUGCUGCCCCAUGUGCCGAGAGUGUGUGGUGGAGGCCGAGGGCCGGAGAGUGGCAGAUGGAGAGAGCUGGCAGGACCCCAGCAACCCGUGCAUUACGUGCACCUGCCACGGGGGCCACGUGGAGUGCGACCUGGAGGAGUGCCCCGCUCUCUCCUGCCCGCAGGGCUGGGCGAAGGUAACAGAGGCCGGCCGCUGCUGUGAGCGAUGCCAAGCCCCCGCCCAGUCGUGCGCGCACCAGGGCCGGGCUGUGGCCUCCGGGGAGCGCUGGGCCGUGGACGUUUGCACUACUUGCUCCUGCGUGGCCGGCACGGUGCGCUGCCAGAGCCAACGCUGCCCGCCGCUGUCCUGUGGCCCCGAUGAGGCCCCCGCCCUGAGUCCCGGCAGCUGCUGCCCCCGCUGCCUGCCUCGACCCGCCUCCUGCAUGGCCUUCGGAGACCCUCAUUACCGCACCUUCGACGGCCGCCUGCUGCACUUUCAGGGCAGCUGCAGCUACGUGCUGGCCAAGGACUGCCGCGGUGGGGACUUCAGCGUGCACGUGACCAACACCAACCGGGGCCGGAGGGGUGUGGCCUGGACCCAGGAGGUGGCGGUGCAGCUCGGAGACGUGGCCGUGGGGCUGCUGCAGGGUGGAGCGGUCACGGUGGACGGGCGCCCCGUGGCCUUGCCCUUCCUGCAGGAGCCGCUGCUGUACGUGGAGCUGCAGAGACGCACGGUGAUCCUGCACGCCCAGCCGGGGCUCCAGGUGCUGUGGGACGGGCAGUCUCAGGUGGAGGUGAGCGUACCGGGCUCCUACCGGGGCCAGAUGUGCGGGCUCUGUGGGAACUUCAAUGGCUUUGCCCAGGAUGACCUGCAGGGCCCUGAGGGGCUGCUCCUGCCUACAGAGGCUGCCUUUGGGAAUAGCUGGCAGGUCCCAGAAGGACCGGGACCUAGCCGGCCAUGUUUCAAGGGCCGCGAGGUGGAUCCGUGCAAGGCAUCGGGUUACCGGGCCAGGCGUGAGGCCAACGCCCGGUGUGGGGUGCUGAAGUCCUCCCCAUUCAGUCGCUGCCACGCUGUUGUGCCACCGGAGCCCUUUUUCGCCGCCUGCGUGUAUGACCUAUGUGCCUGUGGCCCCGGCUCUUCGGCCGAUGCCUGCCUCUGUGAUGCCCUGGAGGCCUACGCCAGCCACUGCCGCCAGGCAGGGGUGACGCCUGCCUGGAGGGGCCCCACACUCUGUGUGGUGGGCUGUCCCCUGGACCGUGGCUUCGUGUUCGAUGAGUGUGGCCCGCCCUGUCCCCGUACCUGCUUCAACCAGCACGUUCCCCUGGGAGAGCUGGCAGCCCACUGCGUGAGGCCCUGCGUUCCUGGCUGCCAGUGCCCUGCGGGCCUGGUGGAGCACGAGGCCCACUGUAUCUCACCCGAGGCCUGCCCCCCUGUCCAACUCACUGGGGACCAGCCCCCCAGAUCUCUGCCCAGCCCUGGCCAGUAGUCCCAGGGAUCACCCAGAGCCAGGAUGACACCAGGACUCAUCAGGUCAAAAGCCUCCCCUUGAAGAAUGGCUCCCAUCGUGGCCAGAGCCGUGGACAGAGGGCCCCAUCCAGGCCCCAGCCUGGGCCUGUGUCACACAAAGACCUCAGUGUGUUCAGUAAGAGGAAGUAAAAUUGGGGGCUCUCCUAAGGCA